AUGCGUUUCUACUACGUCGCACUAGUUGCUGCUUCUGCAUUAUAUACAAGCAUUGAUGGUGUUCAGGCUGUUCCCAGCGUGGCCGUGCCCACUUCGCUCAGAGGGACCACCAACAACAUACCGCUGUCCAACGGCGAAGAGAUGACCAACCGUUUUUUGAUUGCCGAAGAUGAAACAAUUGACGAUGAUCCGUUGCCAGAGAGAAGUAUCAAAAGUUUAAAAAAGAUAGGAAAGAAGAUAAACAAGGGAAGACGUCGAGAAGAAAACGAAGAAGAAAACGAAGAAGAAAACGAAGAAGAAGACAGCAUCAACCCUGAAUCUGAAGACGAAUCUGACGACGAAUUUGACGACGAAUCUGAUGACGAAUCUGACGACGAAUCUGAUGACGAAUCUGACGACAAGGCUAACAACAAGUCUAACAAUGAAUAUGUCAAAGCUGAAAAAACGGACAAAGAUGACAAAGAUGACAAAUACGACGACCCUGACGACUCUGACGAUUCUGACCGUCGCCAACACCAUCACUUUUUUGGCUUUCAUCGCGGAGAUUAA
This is a messenger RNA of Peronospora farinosa, 549 nucleotides long. Lineage: Eukaryota; Oomycota; Peronosporomycetes; Peronosporales; Peronosporaceae. The record is from the annotation of a GenBank genome assembly.